This is a messenger RNA of Prunus armeniaca (apricot), 318 nucleotides long. The record is from the annotation of a GenBank genome assembly. NCBI's taxonomy places the organism in Eukaryota, Viridiplantae, Streptophyta, Magnoliopsida, Rosales, Rosaceae.
AUGCAGCCUUCAGAUGAUACCUUGACAAUCAACAAGCUCGACGUAUAUGAACAGCAUAAAGAGUUGAUUUUACUUGGAGAGAGGGUUGUUCUUGCAACUCUUGCUUUUGAUCUUAAUGUAAACCAUCCAUAUAAACCGCUGGUUGAGGCAAUAAAGAAAUUGAAAGUAGCUCAUAGUGCCCUUGCUCAAGUUGCAUGGAAUUUUGUUAAUGACGGGAUCAAAUCAGGUGGUAACAAUUUGACUUUAAAAGGAUGGCCCCUCAUAAAUGAUUUUUGCAAGUCUAUGGGAAUAUUACGACUUAAUGUGCUUCGAACUUAG